UGAGCUUUUUAAUCAUCUAGUAGUAGUAAGUAGAUGCUUAUGUUUUUGAUCUUGAUGGCCAUGUCGGUGAGUUCUCCAAAUUAUGUACAACAAUACAAAAAUUGAAAAGAAAAAAGAAAAGAAACUAAUAUUGUAUUUUCUUUUUGAGAAAACUAUUAUUAUAUUUUUAGAAUAGACCAGGUGUGCUAAUUGAAUGUGUAUUCUGCCCAUCCCCUUCAAAUGGCAAUGGCAAUGGCAAUUAUCCAAAGCCCACCCCUUCGAAUCCUCACCAGCUCCAAGCCCAACAAUUCAUUAAACCAACACCACGCCCAUCUUCUUGGCUACUUGAAUGACUGCAAGGACAUGUCACAACUCAAACAAAUUCACGCUCAAGCUCUCCGUUCAACGUUACCUGACAGUCCACACUCCCUCUUCCUUUACAGUAAAAUUCUCCAUUUCUCGUCCUUCAAUGACCUUGACUAUGCCUACAGGUUAUUCAGUAAAUUUGAUAAUCCCAAUGCGUUUAUGUGGAACACUCUUAUAAGAGCAUGUGCACGAAGCUAUGAUAGAAAAGAACAAUCUUUUUUGCUGUAUAAACGGAUGAUUGAGCAAGGAGAUGUCUUGCCUGAUAAGCAUACAUACCCGUUUGUUUUAAAGGCUUGUGCUUACUUGUUUGCUUUGAAUGAAGGGAAACAAGUACAUGCACAGAUGUUAAAACAUGGGUUUGAAUCAGAUGUUUAUAUCAAUAACAGCUUGAUUCAUUUCUACGCUUCUUGCGGCUGUUCCGAGCCUGCACAGUACGUGUUUGAUAAAAUGCCUGCGAGAAGCCUGGUUUCAUGGAAUGCUAUGAUUGAUGCGCUGGUUCAGUUUGGUGAAUUUGACGCUGCGUUAAAACUGUUUGUUCAGUUACAGGAGUUAUUUGAGCCUGAUGGGUAUACGAUGCAGAGUGUUUUGAAUGCUUGUGCUGGUUUAUGUGCUUUGUCGUUGGGGAUGUGGGUUCAUGCUUAUAUGUUGAGAAAGUUUGAUGUUGAAGUAACACUGGAUGUUUUGGUUGAUAAUUGUCUGUUGGACAUGUACUGUAAAUGCGGGUCCUUAGAUAUAGCUAUGCAGGUCUUUGAAAGGAUGCAUAAGCGUGAUAUAACUUCAUGGAAUUCUAUGAUUCUUGGAUUUGCAAUGCAUGGGAAGGCCGAAUUAACAUUCGAAUAUUUUGACUGUAUGGUGAGUACAUGGAAGCUUGUGCCCAAUUCUAUCACUUUUGUGGGUGUUUUGAGUGCUUGUAAUCAUAGGUGUAUGGUCAGUGAGGGUCGAAAGUAUUUUGAGAUGAUGAUUGCCGAGUAUAAGAUUGAACCUCAACUUGAGCACUACGGAUGCCUUGUUGAUAUUCUGGCCCGUGCUGGUUUGAUUGAUGAUGCUUUAGAUUUGGUGUCAAGCAUGCCCAUGAAACCUGAUGCUGUUAUAUGGAGAAGUCUUCUUGAUUCUUGUUGCAAGAAGAAUGCAAGUGUUGAACUAAGUGAAGAAAUGGCUAGGCAGGUAUUUGAGUCAAAAGGGGUUGACUGCAGUGGAGCUUAUAUGCUUUUAUCUAGAGUCUAUGCAUCAGCCAGCAGAUGGAAUGAUGUUGGUUUGCUCAGAAAAUUGAUGACUGAUAGAGGUAUAACAAAAGAACCUGGGUGUAGUUUGAUAGAGGUAGAUGGUGUUAGCCAUGAAUUCUUUGCCGGAGAUACAUCUCAUCCUCAAACAAAAGAAAUCUAUCAGUUUUUGGAUGUGAUUGAACAAAGAUUAGAGUCAGUAGGGUAUUCACCUGACUAUUCACAAGCGCCUGUGGUUGAUGAGCUGCAUGAUGGUAAGCACCACGUUUCGAGGUUACACAGUGAGAGACUUGCUAUUGCAUUGGGGCUAUUAAGCUUGAAACCAGGAGUGCCAAUAAGAAUUUUUAAGAAUCUUCAGGUUUGCAGUGACUGUCACAAGGUCACUAAAUUGGUUUCUGAAUUCUUCAAUGUGGAGAUCAUUAUGAGAGAUCGGGUUCGGUUCCAUCACUUUAAAGACGGGUCUUGUUCAUGCAUGGAUUAUUGGUGAUAAUUGUUAUACAUGUAUCUUUAUAUCUAAUAUCUAAUUUAAGGAGAAUUCUUCUAUUAAACUUGUUAUAUAUAUAUCAUAACUAAUAGAAUUAAUUUGACAAAAUCUAAGAGUUUUUUUUCUUCAAAUAUUAUAUUGUGAGUCUUCAGAAUUUGACUCUCCCUGUUUCUUGUUUUAUUUUCUAAAUCAUA
Molecule: messenger RNA, 2243 nt
Organism: Ricinus communis (castor bean)
Lineage: Eukaryota; Viridiplantae; Streptophyta; Magnoliopsida; Malpighiales; Euphorbiaceae
Product: pentatricopeptide repeat-containing protein At1g59720, chloroplastic/mitochondrial
Exons: 1
Coding region: 220-2052 (610 amino acids)
Biological process (GO): RNA modification
Molecular function (GO): protein binding; RNA binding; zinc ion binding
Source: RefSeq, a predicted model, not a curated record